AUGUCCGGGGGCACUGUCAAAAGCUCCCUUACUUCUGUCCUUCCUACCAUACGGGCCCCGAAAAUUAAAAGGAAGCACCUUCGUAAAUAUUCAUGGCUUCCCGAUGUAUUUCGAAUCAAAGGAAGUAUUAUGGGGCGCAUUGUUGGGCCCGUCCUCACCGUAACUCUGUUCUCUAUGCUUGUGUGUCAUGCGUCCAAUAGGGGCUACAAACUGGUCUUAAUUAACUCCAUCGUGCCUCUACUCUCCGUCGUGGUCGGUCUAAUUCUGGUAUUCCGAACCUCGUAUGAUCGUUACUGGGAAGGCCGAAAAGCAUUCGCCGCCCUAACCUCUCAUACGCGCAAUUUAUCACGCAUGAUUUGGAUUAACGUCGGUCUCCCACCAACAGAUGAACAACCUGCUUUUGCCAAGGGAAAAACUCCAACUACAGACAUGACCCACAGUCAACUUAAGAAGCGAAAGGCAGAUGCUUUGCGUCUCUGUUUGUCGUUUGUGUUUGCUACCAAACAUUAUCUACGGGGAGAGGAUGGGGUCAACUAUCCAGAUUACCAAGGAGUUUUACCGCGUAACUUUGCGCGGUUUGACGAAGUCGGCUUCAACACCCAGCGAACGUCACCCAGUGGUACUUAUGCGGCAACUAGAAAUGACUCCUUGGGAAGCAGCCGCGACGGAAGUCAAAGUGGUAGGACAACCCCCGACACAUACAAGCCUGAUGCUACCAAAAGAGUUAGAGUGAAGAGGAGCAAGCAACAAUUGACUGAUCAUUCAACGCCUUUACUACAAGAUGUGCGCCGGAGUGUCGAGUUCCACCCCUUUGCCGAUGAAGCUUCUUUACCUUUGCCUCUUGUCAUUGCGCAUGAAUUAAGUCGAACAGUUUAUAACUUUAGGAAGAGUGGCUGUCUAGAAACCGUCGGUCCUGCAGGCUUGAAUGGCAUUACACAAAUUAUUUCUGGAAUGGUCGACCAACUCACCGCUCUGGAGCGCGUCGCCAAUACUCCUAUACCCAUUUCUUAUGGCAUACAUCUUAAGCAGUGUGUCACUCUAUACCUUUUUGCUCUGCCUAUGACUUUGGUUCAUGACCUUGGCUGGGCAACUGUUCCCGUCGUGACCGCUGUUGCCUUUACAUUCAUGGGUAUCGAAGGUAUUGCUGAUGAAAUUGAGAUGCCAUUCGGACAUGAUGACCGUGAUCUGCCUUUGGAUCGAUAUUGCCAGGAUCUCAAAGAAGAGAUUGAAUACAUUAUCGAGAGGCUGCCAGAAGGUGGAGAAGGUCUACAUGGAUAUGACGAUGGAGAAGGUGACGACUAG
Molecule: messenger RNA, 1302 nt
Organism: Psilocybe cubensis
Lineage: Eukaryota; Fungi; Basidiomycota; Agaricomycetes; Agaricales; Agrocybaceae
Product: UPF0187 protein
Exons: 13
Coding region: 1-1302 (433 amino acids)
Molecular function (GO): chloride channel activity
Source: RefSeq, a predicted model, not a curated record